Puccinia graminis f. sp. tritici CRL 75-36-700-3 is the source of this 1308-nucleotide messenger RNA. RefSeq lists its product as uncharacterized. The record is from RefSeq and is a predicted model, not a curated record. The coding region runs from base 1 to 1308 and encodes 435 amino acids. NCBI's taxonomy places the organism in Eukaryota, Fungi, Basidiomycota, Pucciniomycetes, Pucciniales, Pucciniaceae. The transcript is spliced from 12 exons. Gene Ontology annotation, molecular function: oxidoreductase activity, acting on the CH-CH group of donors; flavin adenine dinucleotide binding.
AUGACCGGAAACGACCGCUUUGGAAACCUUUCGACCCCAUUUGCCGAGCCAGCCUGGUAUAGUGGUCUGCCUUCGCCGUACUACAAAGCCUCGCAUCUCAGACUACGAGAGGUCGCAAGGAAAUGGACGGAGACUCAUCUGAUGGACCAAGCCCACGACUGGGAAGAAAGUGGGUCCAUUGAUCAUGCAACCUAUCAACAAGCAGCGAAGGACGGUCUUAUUCUGCCCAACAUCGGUGGAAUCAGAAUCCCAAAAGAGUGGACCAAACACGCUAAAAUCAUCGCCGAUAUUCCGCCCGAGGAGUGGGACGGCUUUCAUGCAUUCAUCUUACAGGAUGAACUGAUGAGAUGUGGUUCGGCUGGUGCUGUUGGUGGUUUGUUCAGCGGAAUGGCUUACGGAGCCCCGUUAAUAUGGAAAUAUGGCUCAACAGAGCUACGCGAGAAGCUGAUGCCGGGCCUGUUGAAUGGGAGUAAGAGGACAUGCAUCACCAUCACUGAGCCUAGCGCCGGAAGUGAUGUCAAAAAUCUCUCGACGACUGCUGAGAAAAGUCCCGAUGGAAAGCAUUGGAUCAUCAAUGGGAUCACCAAUGGAAUAUGGUGUGAUUAUUUUACCACUGCUGUCCGCACUCGAGGAAAGCCUGGCGAUCCAUCAGGAAUCAGUGUUAUUGUUAUCCCCAAAGGCCCAGACGUCAAAGUCAGCAGGAUGAAAAUGGGCGGGGUUUGGUGUAGCGGAACCAGUCAAGUGGUUUUCGAUAAUGUCAAAGUUCCAAUCGAUUACCUCGUCGGAAAAGAAAACGAGGGGUUCAAGUACAUCAUGUCGAAUUUUAAUCACGAACGAUUAAACAUUGCGUUUUCGGCGCAUCGAAGUGCCCGAGUGUGUAUCGAGGACGCGAUGGCGCACGCAACGAAGCGAAAAGUGUUUGGAGAGCCAUUGAUGGAGCUCAGUAUCAUCCGACACAAGCUGGGCCAGAUGGUCCGAUUGGUCGAGUCUCAACAUGCAUGGAUCGAGAGUCUCGUCUACCAACUCAACCAGCUCAGCGAUGCCGAGGGGACCGCCCUUCUGGGCGGCCAGUCCGCUCUCCUCAAGGCUCAUUGCGGGAUCACUCUCGAAUUUGUCGCUAGAGAAGCCGUCCAGAUCUUGGGCGGUUUGGGCUAUACUCGUGGUGGGGCCGGUGAACGCAUCGAACGUGCUUGGAGAGAGAUUAAAAGUGUCUCCAUCCCAGGCGGGAGUGAAGAAGUGAUGCUAGAUUUGGCCGUCAGACAACAACUCAAAAUCAGCUUGAAAAGCACUCGUCAAACCAAAUUGUAA